AUGCACGCAACACUAAAGUCCCACUGGGAUGUUCUUGGCAUUCGGGACAGCCAAUACACUUCUGAUGCAUAUAAUUCUGCCAUUCUCAGGUUUGAUGUUACACUGAGGCGCGAAUUGCUGCAAUUGAUACAUCUAUUGGAAAGCCAACUGCCGUACUUGAAAAUGGUCUCUUUCAAGAGUCUAUUGCUGUUGGUCCCCGUCAUUCCUCAGCUGGUAGUUGCGACGUCAUGCGAUUACGGAUCCUGGUACAUCGAAUUCAACCUUGCAGCAGGCGCUCAAGGCAACCGACGCGGAGAUCUCUAUGCUGAGCAUUCCAAGACUCCAGGCGUGAUCAGCCACUCAGUAUGGAUCUAUGACCCUCAGACAGAGUUGGCUACCUAUACCGCGGAAGAUCCGACCUUAAACAACACGCUUAUCUCGGUUCUUGGUCUGCAGAAUUUUGAGAUAGAGCAGACCAUCCUUGGGAUCCCCUUGAAGGGAUCUGGGCCUAUCGACAUGUACUUUAGCCCGGCCGCAAACGGCCGCGGCGGCAAGGGCAACACGACGAUUAUUUCGGAAUUGUCUUUCAGAUCGGCUCGCGAUAAGUCUCUAGACUCGCGCCCUACGAUUGGUUUGGCGCGCCACAGAAAAUUCGAGAGGAAUGACGCUUCCCCCAUAAAGUCCCAACUCACGCGUGCUGUUCGUACAGCAUGUUAUGUUGGAGAGUGGAUCACAAAGGUGACAGCAUCCUUUCUGUACUUGACUGGAUCUCGACACCGAACACCACAUUAUUCCAACUUGACAUUCUCGGGGGCACCGGGCAUGCAAUUUUCAACAAUCAUGGGCGAUCGAAGAGCCAAAGUAGUUUCGAAGAGACGAGGCCGGAAAUCGCCAAUGUCUGACGACGCUAACGGCGAUGACAUGCGGAAGUUCAAGAUCCGGAGAGAAAGGAACCGCGAGGCACAACAAGUAUUUCGAAAGCGUCGACAAGCUGCAGAUGUAGCACAGAAGGAGCGAAUCGAGAGGUUGGAGAACGUGGUAGAGAACAUGACGCUCCUCUUCAUUGACCUCUUCGACGAGGUCAUCGGAAACAAGGGUGUACUAAAAAAGCAGGAGGACCUUCUUGCCCUCUUUCAAGACUCAGCGAUGCAGUUGAAGACAAUGGUGCAGCCCAUCACUGAUACCGACGACGACAACGACGAUGGGAACCCAAACUCUGGGACCACGCGGUCUACCGAUAUCCAUGAAAGACCUAUUUGUUCUACGUCGGCCUCGUUGAGUCAACACAGCAAUUUGAGGCAGAACGCCGGCGCGCCCGACCGCUUGAGUCCUUCCAAAAACAAUAGCGGCGGUGAAGUCGAUGGUACCCCUGCAGAGGGCAUGAGAGCGCAACCUAAUGUAGAACAUCUUGAGGCUCUGGACAUGCCACAUAUAUCGACUACGAGGUCGAAUCCUCCUUCUCAAGCAUUUUGCCUUCAACUGCUAGAAGCGACUCUAUCUCAAGCAUGCUUGAUACUAGCCGGCUGUCUUCCCGUAUCACCAGUCGAUUUUCAGACCAUUUUUGGCAUUACAUUGCAGUACCGUUCAAGAGAAGAACAGCUAAGUCAAGUGCGCUGCCUGCUGGGCUCGGAUACAGCAAAGCGCCUGGCAGCAGGGAUGUCUCCAAGUGAGUCCAGGAGGGGCUGGCGGGAUCAACAUAGCCUACAGCUGGGAUUCGGGCUGGUCGCAGAAUACGAGGCCGAUGUGGUACAUGGCAAUGACCUCCCACCAGGGUUUCUUACAGCACUUCAAGUUCAGAAGCAAUUGCAAAGCCUUGGCGCACGAAAGCGGGGGAAUAACAUUCUCGAAGUCAGUAUCACUUCGGCGGUGGAGAGUCCUGAUAUUACUGCACAUGUUUUCGAGUCUACGCUCUACGAACGCACCCCUCAACCCACCGAUUUUGGCAUCGCCAAAGCCUUGACUUUUCAGCUGAAUGUGUCAUUACUCAUCGCAAAUCUUACAAGUUCCGCAAAGUGCUUUUUGACUGGGCCAGCUUACUCUCAGUUGGGCUUUUUCAAGGCCGUGGAAGCGUCAAUGAUAUCAGUCACUGACGCUCCAGCUGGCUAA
Messenger RNA from Colletotrichum lupini, 2085 nucleotides. RefSeq lists its product as uncharacterized. NCBI's taxonomy places the organism in Eukaryota, Fungi, Ascomycota, Sordariomycetes, Glomerellales, Glomerellaceae. The coding region runs from base 1 to 2085 and encodes 694 amino acids. The transcript is spliced from 9 exons. The record is from RefSeq and is a predicted model, not a curated record.